AAGCCCCGGGCCCCUGUGUCUCUUCUGCGUGUGUUUGGCGUCGGCGGGAUGUUUCUCGGGGUCUUCUGUUUGUUGGUGGUGUGUGUGAGCGCCGGAGAUAAAAAGAACGGAUCCGUCCUCAGACUGAAGGAUGUUCCUGCGGCUGAAGCCUUCAUCGACUCUGAAGAAGUGACUGUAAUCGGCUUCUUUGAGACCGAAGCUGCUCGUGGAUAUAAAGAGUUCCUGGACGCUGUCAAACAGAUGGACAAACUUCCUGUUGCUCUGUGCAGUGAAAAGGAAGUUUGGGCCAAAUAUGGCAUCAGCUCUGACACCAUCUCCAUCUUCAGGAAGGCUGAUCUUCAUCAGGAACACCUGAAGCUCUCAGAGGCCAAGAAGAUCGAUGGAGACGGACUCGCACGCUUCAUGACGAUGAAUAACAUUCAAUACGUGACCGAAUAUAAUCAAGCGUCUGCAGUAGGUCUGUUCCAGUCUGCUGUGAAGGUGCACCUGCUGCUGUUGUCUGAUAGAGGGCGCUCUGACUCGGACCCGCUGCAGCAGCUCUUCAGGGACCUCGCACCAAAAUACACCAGCAAGAUGUUGUUUGUGCUGGUGAACGGAAGAGAGAAGUCAAACACCCGAGUGCUGGAGUACUUCGGCCUGAAGUCACGUGACCUGCCGCGGAUCGGCGUUUAUGAUGGAGUCUCAGACAAGAAGUGGCUCAUGCCGGCCGGAGAAAUCUCUACUGAGCGCGUGCAGAACUUCUGUGACUCCUUCCUGACCGGAGAACUACAGAAGCAGAAAGAGCAGGAGUCACCUGAAGACAAGACUGAACUAUAACACCUUCCUCUUCCUAUUAAAAAUAUUAAAGAAAAUA
Molecule: messenger RNA, 853 nt
Organism: Puntigrus tetrazona (Sumatra barb)
Lineage: Eukaryota; Metazoa; Chordata; Actinopteri; Cypriniformes; Cyprinidae
Product: endoplasmic reticulum resident protein 27
Exons: 7
Coding region: 49-816 (255 amino acids)
Biological process (GO): response to endoplasmic reticulum stress; protein folding
Cellular component (GO): endoplasmic reticulum
Source: RefSeq, a predicted model, not a curated record